Molecule: messenger RNA, 876 nt
Organism: Mollisia scopiformis
Lineage: Eukaryota; Fungi; Ascomycota; Leotiomycetes; Helotiales; Mollisiaceae
Exons: 2
Coding region: 1-876 (291 amino acids)
Source: RefSeq, a predicted model, not a curated record
AUGGACGAUACUUCAGCUGCUCAAAUUGAGUCACAGAGCUACUCAAACGAGUCGCAAGAUACUCCUCCAACUGAUUCAGCUCUCGCGGAAACCUUCAUUCACGACUGGUAUAUUCGGGUGAAGGCGUCCUUCACAGCCACCUCAACUUCUGCAAUUGUCGCUCAGAUUGCAAUUGUCGAACAAAAAGUGGCUGCUCUAUACGAGAAUCUCAAAUCUCAGCUGAACUCCCAAAACACCAAGCUCUUUCCUGGACGAUUUAUCGACGAAUCGGACACGAGAACAGAUAAAGCGUACACGUGCUACUGGUUAAUUGGCCUGCCAGUCAUUGCAUUAAACGAGAUCACCAAAGCCAGGAAACUGGUGCGAGAAUGGGAGACCCAAAUACGUGCCGAACUCCCAAUGGAUAAAGUGCAAGGGAAAUUCGUAACACGAGAUGCUAUCCUGCAACAAUCUCUCAAGCCAGAAAUUCCCAUUGAAGCUCUUACAUCCUUGAAAAACAAGAAGCCAGAAGUAGAAAUGAGAAAAACAGGAGAAUCAUUCAAGAAAACCAAAAAUAGCAAUCCUAAACAAAUCCGGCAGCAAUUCCUGCGGCACGCCAUGGGAGGCGAGACGUCUGCCAAGGGCAGCUCUCCGGGGGGAAAGUUGAGGCCCGCAAAAGAUGUAUUGAAUAGGUUGAAGUAUGACAGCAGGUAUAAUAUCAAGGAUUAUGUGGUGGGGUAUAUUGAUAGGAAGGCUGGAAUAUUGGAGAAGCCUGUGGAGGAGUGGCAGGAGUAUGAAGAGGAGGAGCUGAUUGCUUAUUUCAAGCAUGUGCCUGAUGAAGAGCUUGUUUGGGAUCGGGCUAGGAAAGUUGAUUCUGUGUCCCAUGGACGAGAUUAG